Molecule: messenger RNA, 654 nt
Organism: Adineta steineri
Lineage: Eukaryota; Metazoa; Rotifera; Eurotatoria; Adinetida; Adinetidae
Source: the annotation of a GenBank genome assembly
AUGUUAAAAUUAUCUUUACCUAUUCCAUUGUUCUUAAUAGUAUUUUUGUUAAAACAAAUUUGUUGUAAUGAAUUAACUUUUGAAUUGCCUGAUAAUGCAAAAGAAUGUUUUCAUGAAAAACUUAAAAUUGGUUCAAAAUAUACUUUAGAAUUUCAGGUUGUAACUGGUGGAAAUUAUGAUGUUGAUGUUGAAUUAAAAAGUCCAUCGGGUAAAAUUCUAUUUCAAGUACAAAAAAAACAAUAUGAUCAAAUCGAAAGAACUGCUGAUGAAGAUGGAGUUUAUCAAUUUUGUUUUAGUAAUGAAUUUUCAACUUAUACUCACAAAGUUAUUUAUAUAGAUUGGAGAGUUGAUGGUGAUCCUGAACAUGAAAUCAGUAGUGCAAAUCCACGUGUUGCUGAAGGUGCAUUAACAAUGAUUGAAUCAAAAGUCGGUAAUAUUCAUCGAAAUCUUGAAUCAUGUAUUGAUUAUCAAACACAUCAUCGUUUACGUGAAGCCACUGGUCGUGCUCGAGCUGAAGAUCUUCAAGAACGUGUACAAAUAUGGUCAAUAGGACAAUUUAUUUUAAUAAUAAUCGUAGCUAUUGGAACUGUAUUAUUACUUCGUUCAUUUUUUACUGAUAGAAGAACACCAUCUAGUAUGACUUGGCACAGAUAA